UAAUUAUUGUUGCAAACAUAAUCUCUAGACCGUAAAAACAGGUACCCUCGUUGUUUACUAAUUGUUUUAUUGCCAAUAUAAAAUCGAACACAAAAAAACCAAUUGACAGUCACAGCAGUCGUUCAAAAUGGAGUACCUUACUAGGAACUAUGGAGAACUUAUGGAAAAACAUUCUGAUACAAGAGUAAAAGAUUGGCUCUUUAUGGAUAGUCCUAUUCCAACAAUCUAUAUAAUACUCGCUUACAUAGUUACGGUAUUAUACAUCUUGCCAAAGUUUAUGCAAAACAGAAAGCCCUUUGAGCUGACUACAAUUAUCAGGGCUUACAACUUAUCUCAAGUAGCGGCAUGUUGCUACCUAAUUUAUACGAUAGCUACAUCUGGAUGGAUACAAGGUGACUACAGUUUGGGGUGUCAAACUGUCGACUAUUCAAACACACCAAAUGCCGUGAGAGUAGCUAAAGCAUUUUAUCUGGUGUACUGGUUGAAGUGUUACGAAAUGAUCGAGACAGGACUUUUUGGACUAAGAAAAAAAUUCAAACAAAUUUCAGUAUUGCACGUUUAUCAUCAUUCUUCCUCUUUAGUCCUGGCCUUCCUAGCAACAAAGUUUAUUCCCGGGGGCAUGUUUGCUUUACCCGUUAUGAUGAACUUGCUCAUACACGUCUUCAUGUACACCUAUUACUAUCUGUCUUCGCUUGGACCAGAAUGGCAAGCAAGCAUAGCUUCUUGGAAGCCUUGGAUGACAAUAUCGCAAAUGAUACAAUUCACUCUGAUGAUUAUUCAUUCUUCAACAGCUUUCAUGCCAGGUUGCGACGUACCUAAACUGUUUUUCUAUCUUUACAUGCCAAAUGUUUUUCUUUUGUUCAAGAUGUUCUUCGAUUUUUACCAGAAAAGCUACAAGAAGAGAGGGGACAAAAAAUUUACGUAACUGUAAAACGUUUUCUCCAUUUUAUAUCACGAGCAAACAAUUUUUAUAUUAUGUAUUUUAACGCUUUAAAAUAUUUUGUAAAUAUUUCUUAAUUUGUUUUAAAAUGAAAUAAAAGCUUUCAAAAAUAA
Molecule: messenger RNA, 1053 nt
Organism: Diabrotica virgifera virgifera (western corn rootworm)
Lineage: Eukaryota; Metazoa; Arthropoda; Insecta; Coleoptera; Chrysomelidae
Product: elongation of very long chain fatty acids protein-like
Exons: 5
Coding region: 128-925 (265 amino acids)
Biological process (GO): fatty acid elongation, saturated fatty acid; fatty acid elongation, monounsaturated fatty acid; sphingolipid biosynthetic process
Cellular component (GO): endoplasmic reticulum membrane
Molecular function (GO): fatty acid elongase activity
Source: RefSeq, a predicted model, not a curated record